Messenger RNA from Photinus pyralis (common eastern firefly), 891 nucleotides. RefSeq names its product tRNA pseudouridine synthase-like 1. Bases 36 to 788 code for a protein of 250 amino acids. The transcript is spliced from 5 exons. NCBI's taxonomy places the organism in Eukaryota, Metazoa, Arthropoda, Insecta, Coleoptera, Lampyridae. Gene Ontology annotation, biological process: tRNA pseudouridine synthesis. Gene Ontology annotation, molecular function: pseudouridine synthase activity; RNA binding. The record is from RefSeq and is a predicted model, not a curated record.
UAACCUCACUUCAAAAUAUCAAAACACGGUGUGCAAUGCGUAGGUAUUUACUAAACGUAUCAUACAUUGGCACACUCUUUAGAGGUCUUCAGCGACAAGUUGGUGUCGCAGAAGCAGAGGGAAGGGCAAAUGAUUUCCUAACCGUUCAGGGACAGAUUGAGUUUGGUUUGAAGAGACUACACCCUGUCAACGAUCCAUGUGUUGUACUAUCGAGCAGAACGGAUGCAGGUGUUCACGCACUACAUAACACCAUGCACGUCGACUUGCAAAGGGAAGGAGAAAUGCCUUAUGAACCUUCGUAUAUUUCGGCUCGUUUAAACCAACAUUUUAUGAAAAACGAAAUACCAAUCAGAGUGCUAUCAACUUAUUUAGUUCCCGAUGACUUCCACUGUCGACACAAAGCCAUUUCACGCACAUACCUCUACAGGCUGGUCGUGAUUAAAGAUAACACAACAAUGAUAACACAGCAUUUACCCCUACAAGAAUUCGACCGCUCAAUAUAUAUAAGUUCUAGCGAAUUCAAUUUUGAAAAAUUAAAGGAAGCAACUCGACUAUUCGUUGGCCAUCACGAUUUUCGAUCGUUCAUGCAUAAAGCGAGUAAGGCGCCCGAUUUGAUCACGAGAAAAGUUAUGGAGAAGUGUGAAGUUUUGGAAACGAGACCGUUUUGGUCAGAAUCGUAUGCGUGGCCUUACUGUGUUAGUGCAAAUAGGGAAAAUUACAAAGCGUACGAGAUAACUUUAAAAGGGAGUGGAUUUUUGCACAAGCAGCCUGACCAUUCAAUGGCCUGACAUAGUCCGCCCCUUGCUGGUAAGAUAAGCACAGCACAGUAGCAGUGUGGGUUGCGUGUCGUUAGGCGCAUUUUUUUUUCACGUACAGUAGUGCGUUGUUUUU